AAUAAAUGAAAUGCAUAUUUUAUUAUAAAUCAACAACACCCUGUGUUGUGUACAUUUACGAUAUCAGUUAAAUUGACAAGUUGAAUAAUGACAUCUUCUGUCAUUCGCAUUCAUUGAAAAAAUCACUUCUUUAUUGAAAACCAAAGAAUCACAGCUAUGCUCCGUCGACUUUCCCAGACAUGUCUUUCUAAUGUUCGCUCGAGAUCAGCAAACUUCUCCACUCAACCUCAAUCCAAAGAAAAAUGGGAUCUAUAUGCGAGUGUGCUAGUCGAGAGAUUACCAGUGAUUUCAAAAUCAUUAAAUCCCAUUGAAAUGGAAUUCCAAAAACUCCUCUGGCAAACUGAAUUCGAGAAUAGUUUAAAAUCAGACCAUGAAAUGAAACACGAAAAAGAUUUAAUUCAAGCUGAGCUAUUAAAGAAAGGAGAAGCCGAAAUUGAUUUUGAUGAUUCUAUAUCGAAACAAACCGCCCAAGAUUUAAAAGAUUCUUACAUAGAAGAGGCUAAAAAAUUCCAAUUGGCUUCUCGUGAAACACCCGAUGACAAAACAAAUAAUUUAAAAUCGGUUAAGCGACGUCUAGAAGAUACCCUUUAUUUGUUGGUUGAACAGAAAGUAGGAAAGAAUACUAUGUUAUUGCUGCCACAAGGAAUUCGUGAAGAAGGUGAAACAAUGCGACAAACUGCUGAAAGAGUGCUUCUUGAGCAGUGUGGAGAUCAAUUGCAAGUUGUUUUCUAUGGUAACGCUCCAUGUGGAUUCUACAAAUAUAAAUAUCCAAGUGCAAUAAGAGGUGACAGCGUUGGAGCAAAAGUGUUUUUCUACAGGACCACAUUGAAAUCUGGAAACGUUUCGGAGGCUAGUAAGAAAAAAUUCGAAUGGUUAGAUCAAUUGGCUUUGGGAAAGAAAUUAAAUGUUCCCGCGUAUUCGGAGAGUGUCCAACGAAUGCUUUUGUAAAUAAAACAAAAUAGAACAAAAAAACGUUAAGUUUCAAUUGAAA
This is a messenger RNA of Eupeodes corollae, 991 nucleotides long. It is a transcript of the gene mRpL46, whose product is annotated as 39S ribosomal protein L46, mitochondrial. Gene Ontology annotation, molecular function: structural constituent of ribosome. Lineage: Eukaryota; Metazoa; Arthropoda; Insecta; Diptera; Syrphidae. Gene Ontology annotation, cellular component: mitochondrial large ribosomal subunit. The coding region runs from base 157 to 948 and encodes 263 amino acids. The transcript is spliced from 2 exons. The record is from RefSeq and is a predicted model, not a curated record.